Molecule: messenger RNA, 678 nt
Organism: Aspergillus wentii DTO 134E9
Lineage: Eukaryota; Fungi; Ascomycota; Eurotiomycetes; Eurotiales; Aspergillaceae
Exons: 2
Coding region: 64-639 (191 amino acids)
Source: RefSeq, a predicted model, not a curated record
GGCGGAGUUGUGGGUGUCUUCUGCUCACACUCCUAUCCCUGGCAGAACCCAGGACCACCCGGAAUGCACCGUCUACCACUCGAUCUGAAAGGUUCGGAUCUGGCAAUAUAUUCGGUGUUUCAUCAUUUGGGGUUGACCGUCAAAACCCUGCCUCUACUGAGGUCACGCCUUGAAUCGCUGCGCGGGGAAAACCGCAGUUCUAGAUUUACCACAGAUUCAAGAUGGCAACUGAAUGACUGGAGAAAGGGCAAAAGACAUCUGCAACUCGAUCUCAUUCCGAUCUGUCCGCAAUCAAGCAUAUUUUGGAAUGACAUUGAAAAAAGAUGGAAGAUGCUAUUCAUGACGCAUGUCAUCAGUAGAAAAAACAGCAACGAGUAUUUUGAGAAAGGCACUUGGAUUGGCCGGAAAUGCCAUGCGUAUCAGGCGGAUGUACACUUCUCUAUUGACACGGAUCCAGAAACAGUUCGGCAAUAUGGGCACCACUACUGGCAAUACUAUCAUCUCCCAUCUAUUAUCUGGCUUAACUGGCGCAAUUCCGCGCAGUGGGAUGAAAGAGAGGAGAAUCCAAGUUCUUUAAAACAUUUUGGCAUCAUUGCGGUGAUUCCAAGCUGGCAGGAGAGAAUGCAGAUGAUGAAUUAGAAAGCGACUAGCUGAUCAUCUGGCGUUGUGAAGUUAUGU